Messenger RNA from Sitophilus oryzae (rice weevil), 3633 nucleotides. Its product is annotated as myosin light chain kinase, smooth muscle-like. Gene Ontology annotation, biological process: positive regulation of apoptotic process; protein phosphorylation; intracellular signal transduction. Gene Ontology annotation, cellular component: nucleus. NCBI's taxonomy places the organism in Eukaryota, Metazoa, Arthropoda, Insecta, Coleoptera, Curculionidae. The transcript is spliced from 8 exons. The record is from RefSeq and is a predicted model, not a curated record. The coding region runs from base 280 to 2004 and encodes 574 amino acids. Gene Ontology annotation, molecular function: ATP binding; protein serine/threonine kinase activity.
CCAAAUCCUCAGGAAUACAUUAUAUACACCUCGUCACGAAAUACAAAAUAUCGUCAGUACUGCUCAGUUUGCGUUCAGGAUUGCCGGUAAAAGCGCGCGUUGGUACCACCAUCGUCGACCAACAUCGUACGCGUCUAAAAAUGAGCAAUUUACGAUUUUUUCCAAAUUUAAUCUAGUCUCAGGUGUGUUCGUAGUGAAAUUCUUUUUUUUUGUUUACCGUGUUAUCUAAAGGACUUUUAUCAUUGGAAUAUUUUUUUACAAUAAAGGCUUUUUCUGAAAAUGAUCAAAGUAGACGAGAGUGAUCCUAUCGGAGAAAUAGACCUCAGCUUUCCAUAUAGAGAUGUCAAAAUUAAAAGAAAUGCCGACCCAAAAGAAGAGUACACUUUGGAAGAAGAAAUUGGCAGAGGAAAAUUCGGUACAGUAUACAAGUGCAAAGAAAAAUCGUCUGGCCUUUGUUUAGCUGCCAAGUUCAUAUCGUGUCCCAAGAAAGAAGAUAAAAGAAAUGUGGAGAGAGAAAUAGAUAUAAUGCGUAUGCUGCAACAUCCCAGACUGAUCCAAUUGUACGAUGCCUACGAAAACGGAAAAGUCAUGUGGGUCAUUCUCGAAUUGAUAGAAGGAGGCGAGCUCUUCGAAAGGGUCAUCGAUGACGACUUCAUCCUAACCGAGAAGGCUUGCACGAUAUUUAUGAGACAGAUAUGCGAAGGAGUCGACUUCAUUCACAAACAGAGAAUCCUACAUUUGGAUAUGAAGCCAGAGAACAUCCUGUGUCUAACGAAAACCGGCAACAGGAUCAAGAUAAUCGACUUCGGCUUAGCCAGGAAGUACGACCCCGAUAAGAAGUUGCAAGUCCUGUUUGGUACUCCUGAAUUUGUAGCGCCGGAAGUGGUCAAUUUCGACGCCAUCGGCUACGGUACUGAUAUGUGGUCAGUCGGAGUGAUUUGCUACGUCUUAUUGUCCGGCUUGUCACCAUUUAUGGGAUCCACAGAUGUGGAAACCAUGGCUAACGUCACCAUAGCCAAGUACGAUUUUGACGAUGAAGCUUUCCAGAAUAUUUCGGAAAAUGCCAAAGAUUUUAUCAAGAAAUUGCUGAUAAAAGAUCUUCAUCAGAGAAUGACAGCAGAAGAAUGCCUGCAACACGAUUGGCUCAGGAGGAAAAAGCCCAUCCUGCAAAGGGUCAGUUCGAUGGACGUCGCCAAGGACAACCUCAAGGUAUUCGUGGAACGAUGGAAUGAACAUCCAAAUUCGCCUUACGUCUUUGAAAUAUCCGAUGGUGACGUCGAGUUACUGAAAGGAGACACCGGAAGUGAAUCUUCGCAUUCCUUGAUAGCAGACUCACCUUCUCCAUGUGGCAGCAUCGCUUCGAGCAUAGAAAAUGACAAUAUUUUCGUCGAAUCCAGCAAAGAAGACCUGCUAAGACCUCAGUCUUUGUUACAAGUCAACACAGAUCAUUUUAGACGAGCCUCAGACUCCACCUGUUUCGUCAAACACCAGGACAUAACAGAAAGAAACAACCUAGCUGAAGAAAUCAGGAAGCUCUCUGACAAACUCUUCAGGUUAUCCAAUCUAGACACUACAACCUUUACGAACGGUUCUUCGGAUGAACUACUUCAACCUCCAGACUUACCAAAAGACCAUCCGCAAAGUCCGGCAUGCGGAGUGCCUUGGAGGAGGACCAAGUUCAAAAUCAACAUCAACACGAGCAGGGAUGUGCCGAUGAGUUGCAGGAAUAUUUACAAAAGAUCUUUCGAAGAGAAGUGUACGAUCUCUAGGCAGUCUAGUGUUGAUGCAAACGGUACAAAAGAUCUAUUGUUGAAGUUGUUGGAUAAUUGGGAAGGACCAAGGGGGCCAGUGAGUAGAGCUGGCGGUGCUAGACAUGGUUCAGUGUCGUCGGAAUGGAGCGAGGAUGACAGUUUAGGGCAAAGGACAAUCAGUUCGUUGAAUAGUUUCUUUCAGAAUAGGGCCACGAAUAAAAAGAUUACUCAGUUUCAUUUCAACAAGUCGUAAAGUUUGAGUUAUUUAUCUGAAUGUUUUUUGAUUGAUUGGUGCGAAAUUAUAUUAAAAGGUAUAGUCUGUCCAACAACAGGACACAUGACAGUGACAGUUGUGUCUGUCGUUUUAAUGCACUCGAAAUUGUAUUUUUUGCUUUCCUAAUUCGUUGGACAGCUUUAUUGAUCCACUGAAGUAAAUAACGUUUUUGAAAAGUCUAAAAAAUUCCAAACCCAAGGAAAAAUAGAUUAUUUUGAAUUCUUAAGUUAGUACAAACAUUAAUACCCAAUUACAGAAAUACUAAAUGACUGACAAAACGAUUUAUCACCAUUUAGAGUCCAUUUCACUAGUCCGAAAAAGUAGCGAAAUAUGCGUUCGGCAUUUAACGUUUUAACUAAAACUGGCUAGGUAUUUUUACACAAACGAAGAAGGAAAUUAAAGAUAAUGGAUUAUACUAAAUCUGUAUUGUAGCAAAUAAGUCAGCAAAAUAUUCCUUAUGUUUGGACUAAAUUUUCUAGAAAAUAAAGACAUAAUUUUAAUUUCCGUUACAAUACGGAAACAGACUGAAGUUUUGUGGUUAUAGUGAUAUAAAAUUUAUAUGGUUUUGUAACAAAUUGUUCGCUAUUUUAUGGCAAAUGCUGAAGCUCUGCAAUCAAGCCUUAAUCAAAGCACUUGUGUUUGGAAUUUUGGGUGUGGCUUAACACGACAGGAUCGGGCUAAGCCUUAAGCCGCCAUCCCACGACGUGGAACUUGGCGAGUUUGGCGAGCUACGCGUCGUGGGAAUGAGAGCGCUCAUCGAUGCGACAAGCGGCUCGGCUCGGCGCGGUCUUCCGGUCAGUUGUCGGUAAAUGUGGUACAAGUCAAAGGAUGAACGAGCAUCGCAGGUUUGACUUGUCUGAAGUUGUUUCCUCGAAUCUCGUUGUCGAAUCAUUUCCUACCAUGCCCACGUAGGCUUGUAUUAAACAAAAAUGUUUUGCAGCCUCAGUAGCGUUCUUCAUAUCGUCGCAGAAUAAUCGUUGAGAUAGGUGUAUUUUUUGCAAUUAAGUUUCUCAUUUAUUUAUUUUUUGAAGAAUGGAGUGGUCAUAUGAACUGGUUAUAGAAUUUUUGGAACUUUAUGAAGGAGAACCAGCAAUUUGGAAUCCAAAGGACCCAAACCACAAAAAUAGAAAUAUUGUUCAUGAUAGUUGGAAAAGAAUUGAAAAUAAUUUAAGUGUCAAAUACACGGUGGCGGAACUUAAAUAGAAGAAAGAAGCAUUGAUGUUGACUACACACUGCCAGAAACAAAUAUACACUGCACUGUUUUCACUACUAUGCAACUUGACAAGUCCAGUCGACGGUCGCGCGCAAAUUUGCACUCGCCACGCGCCGCGCCGUGGGAAACAACCGCGCUCGCUGACUCGCCACUUGGCGAACUGACUUGCCAAGCCGAAAUUCGCCAAGUCCCGCGUCGUGGGAUGCCGGCUUUAGACAGGUUUCUGAAAUAUAAUAUAUAUUUCCUUUGGCCACACACCCGCUUUACCCGACCCGAACAGUACAGCGUAAUAGACUCUUUUUCUAAUAUAGAAAUUUUUAUACGAAAAAUUUCAAAGAGAGUCCGUUAAUUAGACGAAAUUUUGUUGUGGCAGCAACGACCAGCUGUCGAAAAUU